AUGGGGGAAGGGCGCCACACCAGGGGGGCAGAUGCCCAGUCCGGGGGCGGAUCUCACCUUGCCUCAGGCCCCAACCCCAAUCCCCUUCGUUGCUUCCUUCUUCACGACUCAGAGAUUCGGGACUGCUCUGCUCCGCUCUCUGCACCCGCACUCUCUCCUUGUCCAGGAGAAAAUGCCAGCGCGGCAGCUCUGGGCGACCCCGCCUCUUCGCCUAAUAUACCACCCACCGCCUCAGGAAGCCCCGCGCAUGCGCAACAGAUCACUGUCCAAAUAAGAGUCCCGCUUGCUUUCCCAACAAAAGCUUCAUCCUGGAGACCUUGUCGCGCAUGUGCACUUGGAGGAGAUCCCGCCUCUUUGCCAGCACACUAUCCCACCGCCAACCAGUCUUUCUACGAUCUCAGUGCCAUCAGCGGGAAUGGGGUGAAGACAGAUUUUCACACACUGAGCAGGGCAGUGCUGAUUGAGAGUGUGGUACCAAUGUAUCGAACAACUACCCAGGACUUCCACCAGCUCCAUGAGUUGCAAUGUAGCUUUCCCAGGUGCCUGGUGGUUCUUAACUUCCUUAGCAACCAGUUUGGAUAUCAGAAGAACUGUCAGAAUGAGAUCCUGAACAGCCCUAUGUAUGUCAUCCCUAGGGGUGGGUAUCAGCCCACCUUCAGUCUUACCCAAAAAUGUGAUGGCACUGCACAGAACCAGCAUCCUGUCUUUGCCUAUCUGAAAGACAAGCUGCUCUACCCAUUCUCUCCCACGACCAGUCCCCAGCUCAUCAUGUGGAGCCAUUCAGAUGUAGCCUGGCAUUUUGUGAAGUUUCUCAUAGGGCCAGAAGGGGAGGCUUUCCAUUGUUACAACCUCACCUUCCAAACCAUCAAUAUCAACUCUGACAUCAAAUGUCUCCUCAAAGUUGCCAUCUAA
Molecule: messenger RNA, 912 nt
Organism: Rattus rattus (black rat)
Lineage: Eukaryota; Metazoa; Chordata; Mammalia; Rodentia; Muridae
Product: glutathione peroxidase 2-like
Biological process (GO): response to oxidative stress
Molecular function (GO): glutathione peroxidase activity
Source: RefSeq, a predicted model, not a curated record